This is a messenger RNA of Staurois parvus, 435 nucleotides long. NCBI's taxonomy places the organism in Eukaryota, Metazoa, Chordata, Amphibia, Anura, Ranidae. The record is from the annotation of a GenBank genome assembly.
GAGGGGAUUGGAGCACCUGAAUCACAUGAUAUGGAGGGGAUUGGAACACCUGAAUCACAUGAUAUGGAGGGGAUUGGAACACCUGAAUCACAUGAUAUGGAGGGGAUUGGAACACCUGAAUCACAUGAUUGGAGGGGAUUGGAACACCUGAAUCACAUGAUUGGGAGGGGAUUGGAACACCUUAAUCACAUGAUUGGGUAGGGGAUUGGAACACCUGAAUCACAACCUGAUAUGGAGGGGAUUGAGCACCUAAAUCACAUGAUAUGGAGGGGAUUGGAACACCUGAAUCACAUGAUAUGGAGGGGAUUGGGAUACCUGAAUCACAUGAUAUGGAGGGGAUUGGAACACCUGAAUCAAAUGAUUGGGAGGGGAUUGGAACACCUGAAUCAAAUGAUUGGGAGGGAAUUGGAACACCUGAAUCACAUGAUAUGGGGG